GGAGCGAGGAGCGGCGGCGGCCUGGCGGGGAGGUGGGCGGAGCCGCGGCGCGCUCGCUCUCGGAACGGGGAGGGUCCGCGGAGGCCUCUUGCUCCGCCGCCGCCGCCGCCUUUCCUUCCCGCCGCUGGCUGAGGAGAAAUAGGCGCGCGGUGGCACAAAGAGGCCGCCCCGCCACUGCCCGCCGCCAGCACGGCGCUUCUUCUCUGGCCUUGACGGGCUGAAUGGAAGGCGGCAGCCAGCGUGGAGCGGCUGAGGUGAGUUGAGAGGAGGGGCGCCUGGCGGGGAAGGAGAGGGAGGGGAGGGGGCCGGGGGAGGAAGUGGAGGGGCGGGGGGAGGACAGGGCCUGAUCCUGAUCUUGAAGUAGGAGCGAAGAAAGGGCCCUGCGGGUGGAUGGGCGAGUGGGGAGAAGCCCAGCGCACAGGAGGAUGAUAAUUUCUCUUAUUUUUUUUUUUUAAUAGUGUCUUAACGCUGUAACCCGCCCCAAGCUUUAAUUCAUUAAUUGUGACAAUGAUGAAAGUCCUGGCAGUGGGGCCGAGGGUGGGAAGGAGACCGCAUGUGUACAAUGCCUUUGUGCGUGUGUGAUCUAUUUAAUCUCUCUCGCUCUCUCUAUGAUAACAAAUGUGCAUAACUGGAUCCACACAUAUGUACGUAUGCAUAUACAUAUAUACACAGGUGAUAGUGACACAAGUGUGUGUAUACAUAUGCAUGGUCUUACAUCAUUUUAGUAUCUAAUACAUGGCUUGCAUUAUGGGUGGCUAGCCCUCAGAUUGGGGGCCUGAUCUGCUCUCCCCACCACCACCACACUCAGCAGUUUUUUCUCUCCCUUCCCUCCCCACAAGAUUUUGCUAAUUUGGGUGGUGACAGCAAAAAGAAAACUGGAACUAAAGUAGAUGCAGCACUAAAGUGGGUUGAGCCUGGUGUGCCUGCAAAUCCUCAGAGUUUUCCUCAGAUGUCAGAUUGAUGGGUGUAGAAAUGGACAGUUGUUUGGUAUGGAUUACCUGAGGUGUGGCUGUGUGUGUGAAGAGUGCACACACUUAAAAGAGUGUGGGGUGGCCACACCCACCACUGCCAUGCAGCCCUCAGAGGGUUGGCCGAGGGUGAAUGUGGCCCUCAGGCCAAGAAAGUUGAGCCACAUCUGACUUCCAUGAUAACCCACAUGCAUGCAAUUAAUACACAGUAUUGUUGUUAUUGCUUACAUUAGCAUAACAGCUUUCUGAAGGGUAGUGGGGUUGGACCGUUGCAGAAAGAAAAGAGCCUUGUGGUACCUUUAAAGACUAACAAAUAGUGUUGCUGCAGCACAGUGCUACCCUCUAAGGUGUCGUUUGCGAUGAUAACGGUAAUCAUAAUUAUGUCAUUAAUAACAGUGACGAAAGCUACUGUUUUAAGUGCAGCUCUUCGGGGCACUUUGCAUGCAUUUCUCUCAGUAGGCAGGUAGCAUUUGACAGCUCAGAGACCUCCAGGAUAGCAGCCCAGAAGGUUAGAAAAGCUGGCAUUGACACAGCUGUUAUUUAACAGCACCCAGAUAAAUGUUUUGAGGGAGGGCGAGUCCCCUUUCAAAGAAUGCAUUGAAAUUUGGUCUUUGGAGGGCAGGGUAUAACACACAGGGUAAAAUAUCUCUUCUUACAAAUAGACUCCCUUCUGUUAAAUAUGGCUUUCUAGUGCAUACACAUUCAUACUCUUUAUCCUAGCACAUUUACCUGGGUUCUGCUUCAUAGUAGCAGUGUUAAUACUAGCAUUUCUUGCCUCUGGGUUGCUGUGGUAUAGGAUUGUGAGCUGCCCAGUUUCCUCCUUGUGAAGGACUGCCUACUUUGCUUUGCUAAGAAAAAAUUAUGUGAAGUGGUUUGAAUGCUCUAAAGCAUUAAAGUAGCAGCAUUGUAAUGAUGUAGCUAUGGACAUUGGUGCUGCUUAUUUAGGCAAUGAUAAUGGUCUUUGUCCUUUUUGUGCCUGAGGUUUAAGAAACCAGAAUCUUUGAAUGUGUAGUAUCUGCCAUGGGAGGGUAUGAAGCAAUGUCUUCCAGCACGAUGUAGCUGUGGCUUACCCUUUGCUAGUUCAGCACACCUGCUUAGUUCUCCUUUCAUGCAUGUGGAAGAAGCAAACCACGAACCCAGGCUGCAUGGUUUGUUUCACUCACAGCAAAUCGCCAUCUGUAGCCAAGGUUUGUUCUUGGCUUGCUUGGUAUGUUUUGUUGGAGCAAAGUAAAUCACAGUGAUAACUGUUUUUUUAUAUAAUACUAAACCAGGGAUCAUGGUAUAGUUCCUCUGCAUGCUGGUAGGAAGAAGAUAAACAACAUUCCACAUGGACCUGCUCUUUAUUAUGGUCGGUGAGCUGGGCCAAGCUUAAAUCUGUGGUGAUUACAAUUUUCUUCUCAGUUUCUUCCCCCAGUAUGAAACAAUACUAAGCUCACUUUCACCACUCCUCUGUCCUAGUGAUAGGUGCAGCUAAAUGAGUGAGGCUGAUUGUUGCUCCUCAAGGAAUAACUACUCUGGCCACUUUUCUGUUGCCAAACAUAAUAGUGUGUUGAGUACGGAGGGGGAAAUAGCUUGACUUUUACUAGCCCUUAACCCUCUUUGCUAAUAUUGAUUUGUUUGUUUGUUCACUUGCUGAGCUGUAUUUUUAAAGUUUUAAUUAUGGUUUUAAAUUUGUUGCAUUCUUUUGGAAGUGCUUUAAAAUAGAGGGUUUUGUUUGUAAUCAUGUUGAAUGGUGACUUUAAAUUUGAAUGAAUGAAUACAUGGAUUGGUAACAUAGUGUGUAACAAGGAUGGGAGAGUAUGUGGUCCUCCAACCAUUUGCCUUGCUGGCUAGAGCUGAUGGGUGUUGGCAGCCACCAUAAUCUGGAGGGCCACAGGUUCCCUAUUCCUGCUAUAUAAUCUUGAAUAUGUCUUGUCUAGAAAAUGAGAUUUCCUUAGAGUUUAAAAUAGUAGGUUGGAGACCUGGGGAUGUACUGGCGAUGAGUAAGAGAUUCCUGGGGACUAGGGCAAACUUGAAAUGAAAUGAGGAAUGGCAUAUGAGAAAGCCUGAGGACAAGAAUCUUCCUGUGGAGAUAAGAUGGUACUGGUAAGCUAUGUGGAGGUUGUCUGCUAAAAUAGGGAUGAGGGAGGACGACAGGCACUUCAGGUUGGAGUGAGUGUUCUGCUGUGUGAUGAGCCAGGCAGUUUCUAGGGGAGACUAGCAGCUGAUUUCCUCUUGCUUUUAAGAUUAGUAAUUCCCAAAUUGUAUGUGUUCUUUCAUAAUUAUAGAAACCUUUUUGAGAGCCCAGAGUGCCCGCCCACAGAAGGCAGUCUGCAUGAUCCAUUGAAGGGAGGCCUCUGGCUUUCUUUUUUCCACCUUCUAUGGAGGUGGGUAAUUCUGCCUUGUCUUUGUUUGGAUCAUUCAGCCAUUUCUGACGCUACAGAAUUAUCUACCUCCAAGGAUUGCAGGAAGAGGUUGCCUGUUGCAUCCCUCCACCAGUCAGUGCCCUGAGUUUUCCGCCUGACAAAAAGCAAGCCCAGAGGCACAAUUCUUGCAGGAAUAUGCUGGGCUACAGGUAGUGUAAUUCUUACUCUUGCACGCUCUAAACCUUUUGAAGUUUGACGAAGUGCAUUUCUUCAUUUUAAACUCAGUAAAAAAAUGUACUUCUAUCAUCAAGAGUUUAGAAAUUCAUACUUUAGAUGAGCAAGGCUAUUUCUGAGGGAGAUUAGUGGCUGGCUGCCUAGGUGGUAGGGGCAGAACUGUGUUCUGCUCCCACAUUUUAUGAGACGGAAGACAUGCUGCUCAGAGUUUUGAAUGGUGCCUCACUCUGCGCAUGAUGCUAAGCUUCAUGCUAAACCAUGGCUUCACAUCAAUGCAUGGGUUCCCAGGGUGCUCUGCCUCUAGUGCUACUGUGAGCUAAGCCAUGUUUUGGCUUGGCAAGUCAUCUGAACUGGGAUGGUGGUUUGUCUUACUCCAAACAAAAUAGUUUAGUGAGAUUUGUUCUUAGUUUGUCUAGAGCCUGCCUUCUGCCCCUCACGUUGGGUGUCCUGUUCCUUGUAGGCAGGAACCCCCUCAUUCAAGUGUGAUGUGUGAACAGAGUAUGCAGAGAGACACUGCAUCCUUCCUCAUGGAUUCUUCAACUAUUCACAUCCUUGCUCCAAACGCACUUUUCACCUAUAGUGAUAUAUCAUGGGAAAACAUCAUCUUUGUUAAUUAGUCUGAGGGAUGCUCUCUGCUGAUGGUUAUGAAUAAAGUGGGGUGGGGUUGGUAGUACAGUGGGGAGAGUCCAGGAUAUGGGCCCAAAUGAGCAAUAUUUGUAUAAAUAAGGUUUCCAGUCUGUAUGCUCUUGAGUCACAGGAACAACUUUUUAGUCAUGCCUGCUAGUUUGUGUGACUAAAUCCAACACACAGUUUGGUUUAGUUAUUUGACCAAGAAUUUUUGUACAGUACUGUGGGACAGAAGCGUUAGGGCUUCCCCUGCCAUUACUUGAAUAAAUAAGAACUUAACAAUUGCUCAGACAGAAGCAUUUUUGCCAUAGGGACUGGGUGGUCCAUUGGUGUGGGCACAAUUGAUCAGUUCAGUAUGCAAAUAGAUUCAUAACCCAUGACGCUCAUACUGUGUAGUUGGUUUUGUAGCCUGUGGAGCUACUACACCUUAAAUGACUAGGGGGAAGGGUAGGAAAUCCAUCUUCCUGCCCCAACCAGGAUCCCAACCAGGAUUAGCAUUGAACAAAGCUGUAGUGGUGAAGCUUGGCCUCCUUGGCUGCUGCCUGUACCUCGUGAGUCUAGCCUUUGCCCAAGUGAGUCAGUCACUUGGCUAGAACCUCUCCCUUACAUUGAGGAGGCUAUCACCUGAACUCUCUUUCCUGGUCUGUUUCAGCUCCUAGCAGUUGGUGCAGUGCAGGAGAUUGUGUGCUCUACCCCUUUGUAUCAGCUGCCGACAUUGAGGAUAAGUGAGGUAACUUAUUUUUCACCAAUGCAUCGCUUCUUUCUAGUCAACUUUCCAGCACCAUUCAGAUACAUAGAAGUGUGUGAUGACCCAUAACAGACCAGUGCUUGGAGGCUAGAUGUGGACCAGUAAAUUGAAGGUGAAUCCUGAGACGACAAAGAUGUUGUGUGUUCUGAAUUGCUGAGUCUAGGAGGUUGGAGAUUACCUGUUCUGGAUGUGGCUUCACUCCCCUGGAAGUAGCCGGUUCAUAGCUUGGCGGUGCUCCUAGAUCCACUACUGCCCCUGGAGGUUUAGGUAGCCUUGGUGACCUGAAGUGCCUUUUUUCCAGCUAUGGCCCCUUUUGGAAAGACCAGUGUACUCUACGCCCUGAUACUGUUCAGACUGGACUAUUGCAUUGUGCUCUGUGUGUGGAAUCCCUUGAAGACUAUUUGAAUACUUCCACUGGUCAGAAAUGCAGGUCCAGAAGAGGGCUCUCUCUGUGGCAGGCCCUAAAUUAUGGAGUUUCCUCCCUGCAGAAAUGUGUCUGGAAUAUUUAUCGUACAGGUGAAGAUUCACCUCUUAAACCGAAGUUUUAAUUCUGCUUUGUGGGACCCACCUCUUUUGUUGAAUUUAUAUCAUUCUGCCCUGUUUUUUAAAAAAUGGUUUUACUAGUUUUAUAAUUAUAGCAAUUUUAUCCAUUUUUAUAAUUGUAUAUUACCAGUAUAUUGUUUUAACUCUCCCUGAGACCUUAUGGUGAAGACUAGGUAAGAAAUUAAAUCAACCAAUUAAUUAAUUUCCCCACCUUUUCUUAAAAGUAUGUCAUAUGAUUGUGACCCAAACUUGAGAAUUGGCUUCCAUGGGAGAUUUAAUGAAAUUAUAAUCUUCUAAACCUUUUAGCUCAGUUUCAUGUUAAUGUGUGCCUGGUAACGUGGAAUGAUUUGCAUAAGGAAAUUUUCUAAUGCCCUAGACUAGAGAUUGUAAUUCUCUUGCUUAUUUGACUUCAUUUAGAAAACAAAGUUGAAGAAAUAGCCAAGCUUUCUUUGCAUUGUGUUUGCUGUACUUGUACUUCCCACUUCCAAGCCAAGCACUGCAGAAAUAUUUCUCCGUUUAAGAAACACCUCUGCAGUUAUGACCUACACGUCAGCAAACCCUAAGUUUGGAUUGUGGAUAAAACUGAUGUCAAUCAUACAUGAAAAAUGAUUUGCAAUGUUUGCUUACCAUAUGUGCCCCAUUUCUAGGAAGUAGGAUUUGAAGAGAGUAACCCCAAAUAUAAUCUAAGAUUUAGACUGCACCAUUCUUGGUCAUAAAGCAAAUGAAUAGUUGGUGUUUUGUUAGUAGGGCUAAUCUUUGUUUUAAAUGGAGGGUCUGGGGAAGCUUGUACAUGGGGACCAUUGAGUCUCCAAAACAGAAACUUCUCAGGUGCCAAUUGCAAAUUUACACUUAGAAAACCAAAAAUAAGGUUCUUAUAAUUGUAUAUUACUGUUUGGUUUUUAAACAGUAAUUUUUACACUUCAGAAAAUUGCCAAGCUCUUUCUGAUUCAGGCAAGUUUAAUUACAGAAUGCGAAGAAAUUUCUGGCAUAGUAUGAUAGGGAGGUUUAACCAGACCCAAAAUCCAGUUUGCACAUGGCCAUUCUUGUUUUCAUUGCAGAAACAGUCAAGCCACAUUUUCUCUCUUUGAAAUGCAAACAGUAUCUCUGUGUUAACUUUUUGUGAGUUGAUUCUCUUAGAGCUAUGGGUUUUAUGUAUUUACGAUGGGUGAGGGGAAAAUCCAGCUAUUACUGAGUUAAGACUGGAAACUGAAAGGUUGAAGUCAUCCCUGUAUUCAACUUUGGCUUCUUGGCAAGAAUUCAGAGUGGGCAGGGUUUUUCCACAAUGAGGUGAUUAUGGUUGAGUGUAAGGAAACACUUGAGGCUGUGAAUCAUUGAUUCCUUCCCUCCUUACUCUAGAGGCGCCUGCGCUCAAAACCAUUUCCAGCCAAGUUCUUAGCUGACCACUUCUGCUGAGUUGUUUGGACCAGGAAAAUUUGGUGGGAUGAUCAUAUAGAUGUUGUAUGUUACAUUGGAUAACAUGUUAAAAUUACGAGCGUGGAUGUCUUUUUAUUGGAGACCUUCCCAUAGAAAUAGUGCCUGUGGAGCAAGCCUGUUCAGCUUUUUGUUUCAGGCAGAGCACAAGGGGAAAUGUGCAUUCUACAGUUAGAAUUGUUCAGUAAAUUAAGGAACCAAAUUUGCAUGCUUCAUAUUCUGUUGCAAGUGGUAUACCCCUGUGUUUGCAGAAGCUAGAUUUAUGCAGUUUUUAAUAUUACAAAUUGGAAUAUAGGGGGAGGAGACCAGCUUUUUUCACAAAGGGUGGCAGUUCAUUCCUAGAGUUUCUGAGAAAUUAAGUAUUGUGUAGAAAAAUCAAGUGUUCUUUUAAGUCUUUAUUUUGUUACGCUGGCUCAUAGUAGGCAUUCUGUGUGUGUGUGUGUGUGUGUGUGUGUGUGUGUGUGUGUUGUGUGUACGCGCUAAGAAAAGGAGAGUAUCAGGUGUCAAAAGGUAUUUAUUUCUAGUGUUGUGCCUGGAGCCCACAAAAAUAGAACUCUUGCUGGAAGAAUUUGUGUCUGAUGCAAUCAGUUGGCAAACAUGUUGCUAAAAAUACAUGUACUGUAGUAGUUAACAGAGCAGCUGAAAGAGGCUGGUAUUUGGGAGUCCUCGUGCUGCUUCCUUGAUUCACAGAACUAGCAGUAGCCAAGUCUAGUUUUCAUCAGUACUAUAUUAGCACUUCCCAAUGUGUGUGUUCCUCUGAUAAGCAGAGGUGACCAAAAGCAUGCUGGCUAUUUGAAGGGAGUUCUUGAACUGUCUGACAGGCAGACCACGCAAGGCCUGCUGAUAGUAGGGCCAAAAACCCUUGCUUGGAAGUUGUUGUUUUUCUAAGUUGUACUGUGCAAUGCUUUCCAGACCUGUGAAUGAUACCCUUGGUUCCCAAUGCAUUUCUUGGCCGCUAACACACUGGUUUGUGCAUACAGCAAGUUACUGCAACUUUGUAGGGCUGUGAAUUUUAUUGGAUGAUGGUUUGGAAAUUAUUUGUUUGAGCAAAAUUAAGGCUGCUAUAUUUCAAAAUUUCAUAAAUAUAUAGAACAGCACAAUUUUAUGUGGUAAGUUAUACAUAAUGGGUUGUAUCCAUCAUAGCGCUACAUGAACAAAAUGCAUUGGAUGGACGGUGUUUAACUACUUUGUCUCAUCAGUGCAAGGAUUUCUGCUUGCGCAACAGAACAUUAUGCCCCCCUCCUUCCACUAUGUGUCACCUAAGUCUGUUCUAGGGUUUCCCCUAACACUCCUGAGCAGAUUUGGCAAAGGCACAGAGCACACGAGGGGGAGGAGGCGGGGAAGUCAUGUUAUGCAAACAGAAAUCCUUGUGGUGAUCAGACAAGGUAGUUGAACUUCAUGCUAUACAUUUUGUUCUCUUACAGAGGUAGAGUAAGUUGAGAGCUGAUAAGGAGAGGUGUUGCAUACACUUAAGUUUCUCCCCCUCCCCCCCCCCCUUGUCUUUUCACAAGGGACUGACUCAUAGCUUCCACGUUGCCAGAAAUGUUCUGUCUCUGUUAGGGGUAGAGGGGUAUGUGGCAUAUGUGAGACAAAGCUUAAACAAACGAGAAGCUAGAAAUUGGCUGGCAGUGUUUUUUAUAGGUUGAUGUACUUAAGUGAAAAAUAUAGGAAAAUACAGACUUCAAUCAAAUUAGCUGUUAUACCUGUAUAUAUCUAAAGUGCAUUAAGGUGGGGUGGCAGCUGAGGGUUACAUAGACUGUUUACUGUGAGCUGUAAGAUGGCUGGUGCACAGAUAACUUGUUUAUGUAUUGAGUGUCCAACAGAGCAGUUUUGCUUUCUGUAAGGGCUACUUAACUUCGCAUUUGCAGCUUAUCUUUGUCUUUGCAGCAUGUGUAGAACUUCUUUUUCAGGAAACUGGCAAACUGAGGAGAGUAAUAAGCUCCCCCUUGUUAGUUGAGAGUCUCCAUCCCAAGUACUGUGCUAAUUCACUGGUUUUACACCAUGGGUUGGCUCCUCAUGAUUUUAAGAGAAACUUGGACAUUGUACUUUGAAACCAAAUUAUGCGUGCUGUUAUAUAGCCUGUAUCAGUUUAGGAAAAAAUAAGGCAGAGGAACAACUUAAAUAGGUUUGCAUCAGUGUACCUUAAUCCUAGGUGCACAGUCAUUUCAUGGGUUGUUGUAAGUUAUGACGUUUCAAGAUGAUUGACUUGAUGCUUCAGCCUCUAGGAAUCUGUGAAACUGAGUUCCUCCCCUUCUUCUGCCUUACACACUGAUGUGCUGGAUGAUCUAAAUAUACUGACUUUCAGGCUGUGUGAUUAUAUAUAUAUCAGUCAUACACAAGAAUGGUAUAUCUCAUGUAUGAUGGAUCAAUAUGACUAAUAAUGACGAAUAACAUCACUUACUUUCUAUAUUUAAUCAGUAGAGCACUUAUUUUCUCCCAAUAGAGAGUGGUAGAAAUUCUAACUGUAAUCAACAAGUGAAAAAUUAGUUCUCAUUCUCGUUUAGAAACAAGUUAUUCUAAGAGUCUUAGAUUUUAUUUGCCAGGUCCAAAUCACUCACAGUAAUUCCUUAAUAAUUUGAUAUUAGAAUAGCUUUACAGGUGGACAAAACAACAAGACAGGCGUUGAAGCUGCUGUCACAUGUGUGUAUUGUCAACAGGGCUGUGGCAUGCAAAAGAUCUCAGGUUCACUUCCCAGCAUCUCCAGGUAUCGCUGGGCGAGAUUUUAUCAGAAAUUGUGAAGAGCUGCUGCCAGUUAAUGUAAGCAAUACUGAGCUAUAUGGACCAAUGGUCUGACUUGGAAUAAGACAGUUUCCUGUGGAAAGCUUGGGUUUUAGUCAUCACUGGGCUAAAUGUGAGUUUUCACAUAGAUUAGUACUUCCUACACCUUACUCGGGCUGGUUCAGGUAGGAUUUUGGGUUGAUAAUCAUCCAGGUAAAUUGUACCUUGUUCCAUUAAAUUGUAGUUUUCAUAUUAUGACUAAGCUUUUAUAAGUGGUGGUUUCACAAAAGCAGCUUAUUUUGAUAGUUACAGCUAUGCCACUCUCAAUAUAGUGGUGUGAAUUGGUCUAAAGGAAGGAAGGACCAACCUAUAUGGAAAGUUCAGCUCUCAGUAUCACUCUUCCCUGUUGUUGUUUUUUAAAGAUUUACAAGCAUCUUGCAUUUUUUUUUAAUUAAGCCAGUUGAUGCAUUCCAGUCAUUCACUGUGGAGGGCCAUGUGUCAUGAAGUCAUGAAGUUACAUCUCUUCCUCCUUUCUCCUUUUGCCACCCCGUGCUCAGAAGAGCUUUAUGGUUACCCAAAUAUGGCAGCCAACUUAGUGCCAGUGCCAGCAUCUGGCUUGCUUUUGGGAGGCAAGUUCUGAGCCCUCCACCAUCCCCAUCACUCUCCUCCCUCCACUGGCCUGGUCUUACUUAAGGUAUUUCUAUGCUGGUUUUCAGACAGACAUCACAAAGCAGUUUAUAUAAACAUUAUUACAAUAAUAAGAACUGAUUUUUUUAAAACAACAACAACAACCAAUGCAAAAGGCAACUGUUCGUUUAGAAGAAGCUGUGAUGGUAACUUCUUUUCUGCUCUGCUGCAGAGUGGGUGGUUCUGCAAAGAUUUCCUGGGUGACAGUUAGAGGAGGGAGGGGCCACCACUGGCAGCUGGACCUGGGCAGCUUACUAGGCUGUGGGUUUCGUUUCCACUCUCUUCAGAGCAAGAUAAUUCUUCAUAGACCUUUAUGUGCCAUUUCCUCCAUCAGUUGGCAAGUUGCCAUUUGUUUCGGGGCAUAAUGCUAAUGGAAACUGACUGGGCAACUUGAAUUGUGUGGGGUUCUUUACCCUGCUUUUUGAUAGUUAGAUAACAUUUUUAUUCUUGGUAAGCUGGCUGGAAUAUCAGAAUACACUUAUUUUCAAAUAAAGCAUAGUAGAAGAGGCAACAUGGUAUAUGGAGGGCUAGGCUGAAAUCCAUAGGUGUCUGGCUCCUUGAUUUUUAUUUUUAUUUUAAAUGCCCACCACUUAGUAAACUGAUCUUUUUUUUCAACUUGAGGCUGGCUCCUGGAGAAACAGAAAUAUUUUUCAAGCUCUAUACUGGCUGCACACUCUACCUGCAUUUCCCAGUGACCCAACUCCCUUGCGGCUGGCUUUGGACUCACACAAAGGAGUGGGAAGGACUUUACUACUGGCUGCCUCAAGAAACCUCGCAUUGAUCAUUUGUUUUAGGAUGGCGGGGAUCUGGAUGCAGUUUGAGCCUCCCCCAGGAACUGUGUAUACGUGCAUUUCCCUCUCCCGCUUCAGUUUACUUUGUGAACAGCAUGUUAGAAUGCUUCAGGGUGGGGAUAAAUUGGAGGGAAUUGAGGUUGAUUAGCAUUUUUGUAGCCCUGGGUAUCUGAACGGGACAGAAUUGCAGUACUGGGUGCCUUAGCAGGUUUGAGGAUAAGAAGCAAGUUUUCCCUCUUUGUAGCAUCAGCUGUUGGGUUUAAGGCAGGGUUGGGGAACUGGGCUGGGACUGAUGGGAGUUGGGAGUCCACCAGCAUCUGGAGGGUACAGGUUCCCUUUCUGGUGCAGGGCACAAAGGUAUGCCAAAGGGGAAAUUAGGAUUGUUUGCCUGCUUGCAAAGGAACUUGUUUGCUAGUCACAUUAUUUUACAAUUUCAAUCCAAGUUGAUGGGCUUGUAUUUUUUCUUACCCUCCAGGCCUCCUUUUGGAUGACCAAUGUGUAUCUUCAGUGAUGAUGUCAGACACUUACCCAGCCAUUCCCUGCCCAUUCCAGUUGUUACAGACUCAUAUGAUGCAAAAGCUGCAAUUCAGGAUCCCAAAAACAUUGCUUUUAAAACUGUCUAGAUGAUUGUCGUUGCUUUGGUUGUGUUCUAUGCGAGCAGGAGCCUUCUCCAAGGUUUACGGCUGACCCUUGAACAGCACAUUCCCUGUUUGCUGCAAACCUUGGGGGCUAGCAGCAUGGGCAACUCCUGUGUUUGUCGGGAAGACAGUGGGGUAGAAGACAAUGCAGAAUCCAGAAGUCGCCAGACAGAGAACAGCAGAGUGCCUGUAUCAGACUCCAGGAGCCACUCGAGGGACCCAGUGAGGCCCCCCCGGCGGGGACGGGGGCCACAUGAACCAAGAAGGAAAAAACAUAACGUGGAUGGAUUAGUACUUGACACGCUAGCAGUAAUUCGGACGUUGGUAGACAAGUAAGUACUUCCUGAAGAGAAAUAUUGCCAUGGAUGUACCUUCCUUCUCUUGUAAAUUGCUAUGCUGCAAUCUGUGGAGACUGCUCUAAUGUCCCCCUCCAGUGGCAUAAAAGUGGACAACUUUAUGUUGGAAUUGGAAAUGUCUACAGAUGUUUCAGGAACAAUCCAUGAAUAAGAUAGUAGAUUCGUCUUGGCUUCUCCUCGCAACACUUGCGCUUUUUGAAUACCCCUCCAGCAGUUCAUUUUGAUGUCCAAAGUUUCUUUCAGUGAAAUCCUACCCGGCCCUGUAACCUUACACUGCCUGAUUCCGUUGAGUGGCAGCCACUGCAAUGCCUACACCAGUCGUGGGAGGAGAGCCAAAUGGCAAACUGUCUUUGUGUCAUGUUGAGACUUCUACAGUUUCAACAGACACAAAAGCAAUAUACAAGAUGCUGCCUAAGGUCUUUGGAGGCCAGAGGUAGUUCUGCCACCUUUGAUGGCAGAAGAAAGGUUUCCUUUGGAACGGAAGGGGACACUCUGAUAGUGCUAGUAAGUGCUGUUGGGAUUUGUUAGCCAGUUUGACUUCCUUCAACCAAAUUCCCUUUGUGUGUGUGCAGUGCAUUGUAAGAUUGGGCAGCGCAUGCUAAGGAGGCAGUUAUUUAGGGAAGCUUUCCUCUGAUCCCUUUCCUAACUCAGCAGUUGAAGAUGUCUUCGUGGAUAGGUGGGGGGCAGCAACUUGUGCUUGUCCCCUUUCUUUGAGUUGACUUGCUUCUGCAGAAGCAUGUAUUGGAGUGGUCUGUUGGUCUGCCCCUUCUAAAACUCCAGAUUGAAAGGAGUUAAAUUAGGAAUAGACAUGAAGAGCAGUAUAGAAAUUUAAUUAUUGUUAACAAUAAUAUUAAUAGAUAAUAAGGCUCCCAGGGGCUACCAGUCAUGAUGAUACUUUCAGAAUCAAAUAAAGCCCAUUGCUUGGAAUAAUAGCCAGAAAUGACUGAUUCCCUUAUCCUGCUUGUGGACUUUCCAUAAGCAUCUGGCUGAGCACUUUGGGAAACAGGAAUCUGGGCUUGGUCUGGUCCAGCAGGGCUGCUCCGGUGAUAUAUGUGUUGUGCCAAUUCUUACAAAUGUUUACAUAGUGGUUAAUGAUAAGUGGAAAGAUUCUGAGUAGGGUAAAGCAAUAAAGCCACUUUCAAAGAAGUGAUGCCUGGGUGCGUUCUCUGGUGGCACAGCUUGUGAUGUUUGAAUUGGAUCUGAAUAACCCUGUUGAACCAUGAGCACAUUGGGAGUGGUUGGGGACAGGGGGCUACAGACAGGCAAAGGAAGGAAUAUCCCAGGCAAGCAAAGUUUAUGUGAGGAGGGAGAGAGACAUGAUCACACCCUUCCAAUGGCAGAGGAGCUACUGCUACAUAUCAUAGCAACAGCACCAACAAAAUUGUCCUUAAUGCUUUCUUUCCUGAUUAAAAUUGUCAUUAUUCGUUGUCAGUUUGAGUUAUCUUUGUAGUAUCUUAAACAUCAACAAGGUGUUGACAGUUUCCUUCCUGCUUUAUUAUCUGAGCUGCUGUCAAAAAUGCUCUUUCAUAACUCCUUAAAUAAUCACUUCAUUCUUUGCUACCUGCCAGCUCCAAGUGUCUGAGGCCCUUUCUGGCACACUGGAGCUUCUGUUUGUCCUAGGCCACAGUCUGAAGGCGCGUGAUGCCCCCACCUUGUUGAAGCAAAGAGGGUCUGGGUCUGAUUAGGGUUUGACUUCAAGACUGGGUGGGAAUCCUUUGUGAACAGCCUUGCGUUUUGUGGUGGAGGGAAAGACUGGGUAUAAAUGUAAUAAACAGAAGCUUCUGGGCACAAUGGAAUGCAUUUCCACCUCUCUUCUCAAGCAUUAUAGUUUACUUGGAUUGAACCUCAGCAGUACAAUGCUUCUCCUAUGCCACUUCUUUCAAGUUAAUGACGUCUGUUUUCACCCGCCUUGUGCUGAGAACAAAAUGAAUGACUCUCCCACUUGCGCAGAAUACAACAGUGUGGGGCAGUGGGAUGGGUUCAGUUGCUUUCAGGACUGUCUUGUUCAAGCAUUAUUGGCUAUAAACAUUGUAUUGCUUUAACUUGGGGGGGGGGAUGCUGACCUGAAUAAACUAACAGACAGUUUUCUACAAAAAGAGUAGACUGUUUGGGGGGAUUUUCUAGCAAUAGUAAAAAUUCAUCCUGCUUGGAUCCUAUUUUUCCUUUAAGGGGCUCAAAGUAGCAUCCAGGGGUUAUCAACUGGCCCAAGGCUACCCAGUGUGCUCAAUGGCUGGGCAGGGUUUUGAACCCAGGUCUCUCUAGGCUAAGUCCCAAACUCUGUUUCUACUCCCUCACCUGGGCACUGGAAGGGGCAUGUCUACUAACAAGUUACUAGGGAAAGCACUCGGUAGAAUUCUUAGCCAGUGGGAAUUCAGUCCUGUGAUAGAACAUAUUGCCAAGCACAAAUGGUCACAUUAUAAGUGGAAAAUAGUUUUGUGAUUCUCCUCCCCAGCCCAACCCCCCAAGAUUGGAUCGCAAGCGUUCUGUUGCUUCCUUCCAUGCCCUCUGUCAUUCAGCACUCCACAACUUCCAUUCCCUUUCAUGUUGUGUUCCGUUAACACUUGGUGUGUAGCAGCUGGCCUUGAGCCAGAGGUGCUCUGUCUUCUGUUCUGAAUGGAGGACUCUGCCCCUCUUCCCUCUUGUACCUUUAAUGGUCCUGCCUUUUAUAUUUUAGACCUUGGGUGUGGACCUCUGUGUUUUUAUACUUUCAUAAAAGCACUUGGUAUACCUUUAGGAACUGUGGCAAUAAUGAAAAGAUUCUACAUUAAUGUGUUGACAGUGUCUCAUUAUCCUAAGAAUUUGGAUUAUUGCAGUAUCCUCUGAGGCAGUGAGAGUGUGAGCGGAUGCUCAUCAAAUUUUCACAACAGCUGAUUGCACUGGUUGCCAGUUUAUUUCCAGGCAGAAAUCAGUGUGCUGAUGAUUACCUUUAAAUCCCUAAAUGGUUUGGGCUCAGUCACUUUCCUUACCAACCUGCCUGCUCCAUUAGAUUUGCUGGGGAGGCUGUUUUUCUUCUUCCAAGGGUGGCUGAGAUGCAGCUGGCUGGGAUGUGGCUUUUUCUAUGGAUAACGGAAUUCCCCAUCUUGGGAGGUCCAUUUGGCCUCUAUAUUUUCCACCACAUGACCAAGAAUGUUGUUCGUUCCAAUAGAUGUUUGGCCUGCCAGGUUCUAGUUUUAAUGGCAAACCUCCAUAUCAGCUUUCUUGUUUCUUCUUAAUAGGCAAAGGAGUGCCUUUUGCUGGAAGGCUUCCAACAGUCUCUUAAAUUAAUGAUACAAAUGAAGGUUUCUGGCCAUUGAAUCCUGGGGUAUGGUGCUGAUUAUGGCAAUUGUCUAGAGAAGCCCUGUUGCGUGCAAUAAGAGUUUUUGUAUGCCAAGUCAGGGUCUCUGUUUUCACGUUCACUCUAGAUGACUGCACCACCACAAAGCCAUUGUGUUCCCCACAUUGGAUAAAGUUCUACUUCCAGUUUGUUGUAGGGCUGAUAAAUAUCCUUCAGGCACAUCUGUACAUGUAGAUCCCUGGAUUUCAUUCCCAUGGUUCUGUACUUGAUGAUGCUACACCAGUAUGGGGAAGUAGUGAAGAGAGAAGGUUCAAAGUCCUUAUCAGCCACGGUUUGGCUCAGGGUUACCAUGACAAUCACUGGCUCUCAGCCUAACCUGCCUCACAAGGUUGUUAAGAAGAUAAACAGGUGGCCAUGUAUGCCCCUCUGAGUUCCUUAGAGGAAGGGUGGCAUAAAAACCUAUUCAGUAAACAAAUAUGAUAGUUAUUCUUCUUCAUUAUAGAUAUGAGACUAUAUCCAACCAGAUUCUACUCAGAAUAGACUUAUUGAAUUUCAUGGACCUGUUAGUCAUGUCCAGUCAUUUCAUUGGUUCUACUCUGAAUAAAAUUAACAUUGGAUAGGAACCAUGGGAACUUAGCUGGCCGUUAAACAGUCAUGGAUCUUCUGCAUUGCUCUUCAUUGUAAGCUGGUAUGAGUGUGCCAACUUUGAUAAUGAUUAACGUAAGCUUUUUGUCUUGUGUUUUCUUCCAGUGAUCAGGAACCUCCUUAUUCAAUGAUGACUUUGCAUGAAAUGGCUGAAACAGGUACCUCCCUGCUCUAGUGUGGCACUCCAGUUGCAAUCUACUAAGAAACCGUUUAGCUCUGUAAAGAAGCUUAAGAGUCGCACUGCAUGUUUAUUUCCAAGGGUUGAGGCAAUUUUACAGUGAUUACCUAAAUAAUACUGCUACUUGACAAUGAGCUUGGUAAAUUUGUAAUUAGCUUAAUAUGUGUACCUGUCUAAUCUGGCUAAAUUUAUGAGGUAUGCUGUUGCGAAAUCAGCCUGCCAGCUGCCACGAGGCUCAAGCUAACAGGCUUAUUUUGGUUUUACACUGAGCUAGUAAACAGGCCUUGGAGUAACUAGGGGAAUAGUUUGCUUCCAAAUUAAAAGGAAAAUGUUAAUUAAAUACUGAGGAACCUUGCAGGAUAUGGGAAGAAUGUCCCCAAAUGUGUGUUGAUAUCUCUAGACCAGCCUUCACCAACCUAGUGCCCUCCAGAUAUUUUGGGCUAAAGUUCCUGUCAUCCCCUUUCAGCAUACCAGGUGGGUGAAGUUGGCUCUGGACCACUAUACCUUUUAAGCAUUUUUGCCUGGAGCAACUGUAGAUGUCUGAAUUCCUCGGUUCUGGAGCUGCUUAAAAUACCACACCUGCUCAUGCAGCUGUGGUUUUAAGGAGCACAAUUCCUAAAGAUGUAACUUGAAGACUUGAGAGUAGCUCUUUGGAACAGCUAGAGGCAGAUCAAUUUCAUGUCUAAUGCAGUGGAUUUCCAUGACACAAACAGUUUAUCAUCCUUUAUUUCCUCAUAAAAAAUUAUACCCCUUUAACUCUAAAAAGGACUCAAGAUACAUUUCCCCUCCUUUAAAUUCAGUGUCCAAAGUCCUUUGGACUUUAUUACAUGUAAUUCUUCUAAAUUGGUGCUGUACUUAACAUGUGGAAAAUGAAAAAAGCAUCUAGACAGUAAUGUCAAUUGUGGCUCUGAUGACGACUUGCUCUGCAAUGCAGCCUUUAGGCCUCAGUCACUUUGACUUUUCCCUUCCUUCCUUGGUGAGGUACUUGAAGAAAAUGAGCCAGGGUAAGACAAUGUCACUAACUGAUCAAUUAAAAUGUUCUUCAAGAACAGAAACGUGAGAGUUCAGAUUUUCCUGUUUCAUUAGCAAGUUAUAGAUUAUCUUCUUUAUACAUAAAUGAUAGGAAAUAUAACAGCCUAUUCACAAAUUCCUCUCUGUGUCCUGCUGUCGGAGAAGGAGACUGCUGGGAACCGGUUUGGGAAAGGCAGUGUGUUACCUUCGUUGCAUUCCAUCUCCUGUGUGCCUUUCUUAAACUUAAACCAUAGUUUGAGAAGGAAGGGUGGUGUGUUUCUGAUCUUUUGCCUCUUAUAAAAUAACUCUGGAGCUGGCUUUCCAAGAGAUAAUGUAUUAGACCUCGUAGUAUUCAGGGAAUCCUUCCUAAUUCACUAAUCCUUACCCAUAGAAGCCAGUUCCUACAUUCUGUUACAAAUCGCUGUUCAUACCAAGGGAUGGAGGUUAUGCAGAGAUAGAUCUGGUUCAGUCAUUAGUGGCUCCCAUUAACUUAGUGGGACAUGGUGAAGGAACUUCAGAGAGGGAGCAAAAUCUCACCUUAUUUCUAUGCUGUAGAAACUCAUGGCACUGAUUGUACAUAAACAUCAUGUUACAAAAUGCAGCUGAAUUUGUGACUUGCCUUCACUGAGAAGUGUUAAUGCUCAGUGUUUGUGGUAUUAUUAUUAUUAUUAUUUGUACUUAUGAGUCAUCUCUAGGUAUUGCAGUUGAGUAAGAAAUAUGCAUGUGUGAACUUGUCCUAACAUUAAUCCCUGGAGCUAUGAAUAUUUGCCCUAUCUCCAGGAGCUGAGUUUGUCCGGCUAUUGCAGUCUAGAUUAGCAGCUGCUUGUUAACUGUGAUGUGUGGUUCAGAUGAAUUGUUAAAAUGCUAUUGAAAUCGUACUUGUGAUUCAUGUAUGAUUAUUGUCUCCAUCUAUUGUUACCAGUCUAAGACAGUUGCCUCUGUUUUGUGAUUGACAGAUGAAGGCUGGCUGGAAGUUGUCCAAUCCUUAAUUAGAGUUAUUCCAUUAGAAGAUCCCUUGGGACCAGCUGUUAUAACUUUGCUUUUGGAUGAGUGUCCAUUGCCAACAAAAGUAAGUAAAAUAAAUGCAUGUAGACUUGGUAACCUUAUUACAACAGCAUGUAGCAUCCCCCACUGUCGAACUGAUUAUGACCAAACUUUUUAACAAUGCACAUCUUAAGAAACAAUAUUACAAUGUGUCAUUUUCACAUCAACAAUUUUCUGAACAAAAGUUUCAAAACACAACUGAAAGUCAUUGGACGGAAAGCUUGUCCUGGUGAGCACACACAGAGACACAUGCAUAGAGUUGUAUAAACUCUCUGUUAUCUGAAUCUGCUAAUUGCUUGUCCAAACUGAGAAUUAGGCUGUUGAUGCCUUCAGAAUUCAUGUAUGCUCCACCAUUUUGUAAAGAUACUGAAUAUAUAGACUUCGUGCCCAUAAAUCUUUCUGUAUGAACUAUGAAAUGCAUUAGGAUAUCUAUCACAUGACUAGAGAAGUCAGUAAGAAUUCUUUUUCCCCCUAGUGUGCAUUGCUUAGUCAACUUUGUAUAAGUGUACCAUGAGACCAAAAACACUGCAAAACCCAGGCACUUUUAAGAUUUCUCCUGGGCCCUCUCUCCUUCCAAAAAUAUGAUUCAUUGAGUCUCCUCUCAUCAUAUGACUAAAGAAAGAGUUGAAGGGAAACAACACUUUGCAGAAUGGCUGGUGUGCUUUCCUUUGGCCAAGGUUCUUAAAUAGCUUAUGCUGGAUUUAUCCCACAGGCUUCAGUGGCACAACUCCAGAGUGAGAGAUUUUAGGAUUGCAGCUAUAUAUUGUUUUACAGUGAAUUACUUUUUAAGAAGGAAGAAGUAUUUCCUAACUUCUUAAAAACCUGUGACUACUAAUUUAGUGUCUUGAUAGUCCUUGAAGUUUUGUGGAUGCGAGUUGCUGUUUUUCUAACAGAAGCUGUUAAACAAGAGGUUUUGCACAUGCAAAAAUAGGGAGCAUAUGUUUUGUUCCCCGGUGGUUACAAAGUACUGUGGAGAUAAUUGGAGUAUCUUCUGGUUCUGUCUGGAGCUGAGAUAAAGAGAAGGGACUGUGUCUCUCAGUGUUCUACUAUUCAGUAGCAUUUUAACUUGUCUUGUUUAGGAUGCAUUGCAGAAGUUAACAGAAAUAUUAUGUUUAAGUGGAGCUGUUGCUUGCCAGGAUGCCUGUCAUCCUGCCAAACACCGGAACACAACAGCAGUACUAGGCUGUUUGGCAGAAAAACUUGCAGGUAAGAAGGAUUUUUAAUGUUUUUAUGUAACUGUGGGGGUUAUUAACAGGCACCCUGCUUUGUUUUGCUCUAGAUUCUCCCCUCCAGUCUCUCUGCUCAGGUCACAGGUGAUCUGGUGUAAAUACGUUGCAUGUAACUCCCAUCAUUAUCAAGAGUACGCCCUCAAUAUCCUGGGGCAGUGCUUAGAACAUUAACUCCCUAAUUGAAAUCAACGAGUCUGUAAAAUGUUUUGUUCAGCUGCACCCAGGCACCCACAGCUGUGGUCUCCAGAUCAUCAAUGAUGCCCAGCAGGGUGUCUCCAAUGUAUUCCUCUACAGUAGGCAACAUCUUUUUUAAAAAAUGAUGCUGGCAACACCAGAAAGCAAAGGGUUCCUCUUUGAAAGUAGUGUCAGGCUGUGUUGUUUUGUUGGAAUGCACACUUACUGUUAUCGGUUACAGUGGGAGGGGGGUUGCAAUACACCUCCUGCUCCUCCAUUUGAAUGCCCCUUAACUAGGGGCAGUAAAUACAAGGGGGGUGUACAUCCUUUGUGUAGCUGGGUCUGGGAAGUGUCCAGUAGGAACAAUACUUGGCUGUCACACCUAGCAAAAAUUUGUGGGCUCCUGCCUGCAUCCAAUAUACAGCUGACUGCUGGAGGUUAAUACUAAAAACAAGGGGAUGGAUAUUACCUUCAUGCCAUCUUGUGAACUUAUCUGUGGAGUCUAGCUUUCUGAGAUCCUUUUAAGCACAGUAUGAUUGUAUGCUUACCCAAACCCUUGGAACUGCCCCUGUACAAUCAUCCCUUGCCUUCUGGAGCCAGCACACUGAGUAGGCUUUGCCACCUUUGGUUGAAAUUGCACAAGUUACAUGUGCUUAAGAUGCAAUAUUACUGUAUUUAAAAAACAUUGGCUUUUCCUACUUAAUUGUUGUUGUUUUUUAAAGCUAAACUAAAUAUACUUGAUUUCUUUCUUUCUUGCACAAUGCCUUAUGCCUAUAGAGCACAAGAUAUCAGGGAGGGCAGAGUUGUACAUUAAGCUCUUUGGAAUUGACUUUUAAAAAACGUAAUGCAGCAGCUUCGAUGCACGUGUUUCAUUUUUAGUGUUCUUGCAGGCCCUGCAAGUGUAGGUUUACUCAGCCAAGGGAUCUUGGAAUACUUGCUGCAGAGCUUGGUGAGUAUCACAGUUUAAUCCUCCUCUAAUGUUGUUCCUCUUUAAAUGCUAUUUCUCCUGUGUGUGAACAUCAGAGGGAUCAGGGCCUUGCAUUUCAUCCUGUUAAGUUUUGGGAGGAAACAGCUCCCAACAUGGGGUCAAGCCUUCAUCAUUGCUGCUGCCGCCGCCACCAUCCUCCUUUUUCAGUAGCGAGUGUGUGUUGAGGGGAUGCAUAGAAAUGGGGAGGGGGCAUUGCUGAGAGGUAGAGCACAUGCCUUGAAUGCAGAAGCCCCCCAUAUCAGAAGGCACAAGGCAGCUUCAGAAGUUGUUCAUGUGGCGAAGAGUCAUGUGCUCACCAGCACAUUUUUUCCUCUGGGCAAGCAGAGAAGAGUAAUGUUCCCAUCCCACCAUCUGUAGGUGGUGGUGUGGAUUUGCCCCUUUAGGAGCAUUUAUAAACUUACAGGCAACUUAUUUCUGUUUUUCAAGAAAAAAAGCAAUGUAUAAAAAGUCUUAAAUUAAAACCAACAUUGUAAAAUCAUUACAUUGUUCUUUAGUACAAUGGAAAUUAAUGAAAGAAUAGAAUUUAGAGGCCUCAAAUUUGUCUGGAAAGCUUUGAAAGGUUAAAAGAAAGCUUUUUAUAAUGUGUUGACGGAAAUGAUAGGAGGUAGAACAUGGCCUCCCCUGCCAGACUUAAUAGGUGAGAAGAAAUUGCUUAGAAAUUUCAUCCCCUCUGUGGCCCGGUUCAGAUGCCACAGUCCUCCAAGCCAUGGUUUGGAAGAUCAGCAAUACAUCAGCACCAGCUCCACUCUCCUCAAGUCUCUCACACUCAUUUCUUGCUGUGCUUUGGCCUCUAGUUAUAGUUUGUUCAGAUUCCUGAAUCAAGCAGUCCAUGAUCAGCAGUAGCCUCCAAGCCACAGUUGCCAGAUUUGAACAUUACAGCAAACUACAGUUAGAGGAAGCCUGAAAUGGAAGGAGGCAGUUUGUGGGAGUCAGUGGCUUGUUUUCCGAUCCUCUGAGCCAUGGAUAUUUCCCUAAUCCAGAACAGCUUCCUUCUUCCUUCUGCGUAGGACUUUGUCUUGGUGCUUGGGUCUCUAAAAAAAGCCCUGUAAUUAGACCGUUCCUCUUAUGACAAGACAUGAAUGCUUUUGUCUUGAAAGUGCAAUGUUUUUCCCUGUACAGUGGUGCCCCGCAAGACGAACGCCUCGCAAGACGAAAAACCCGCUAGACGAAAGGGUUUUCCGUUUUUCGAUGCGCUUCGCAGGAUGAAUUUCCCUAUGGGCUUGCUUCGCAAGACGAAAAUGUCUUGCGAGUCUUGAGAUUUUUUUCACUCCCCCCCCCUUUUUCUAAGCCGCUAAGCCGCUAAUAGCCUUUUAGCCGCUAAGCCUUUAAUAGCCGCUAAACCGCUAAUAGUGCUAAUCCGCUAAGCCGCUAAUAGGGUUGCUUCGCAAGACGAAAAAACCGCUAGACGAAGAGACUCGCGGAACGGAUUAAUUUCGUCUUGCGAGGCACCACUGUAUUUCACAAAUCGGCUAAAGUUUGUUGUUUUCGGAGGUCAGUUUAAGGGAAUACUGUAUCCUUUAAUUCUCUUGUUUAUCUUAGGAGUUCCAGUCCCACCCAACCGUAAUGCUUUUUGCACUAAUAGCCCUGGAAAAGUUUGCACAAACAAGUAAGUGAGUUAGCUCAAAAUCUAUGGGGAAAACACAAGGUGGUUCCUAGUAGUCUGUGUGUUGGACUCCCCCCCCCCCCAUACACACACUUUGUUCAUAAGCAUGCAUGUGGCACUGACAAGAUGGCUUAGGCUUGCUCCAAGUGCUAUGGAGUUCUUUAUUGUGAACCUUCAGAGCCUGACAACUACUCUCCCUCCUCUGCUCUCAGGCUCCACCUGAGAUUUGGAGGGUGUUCUUAGUUGCCUGGAAACAGCUGAGCAGUAUGUCUGCUGUUGCAGUUUCCUCUACAGAGAACACCAAAUGACUGUGUGGUGUGGCAGGACUGUUUAGUUGUGCCUGUGGUUUUGCAUAUCUGCGCAUGGUGCUGCCUACAGUCCCAAUAGCCUGACAAGAGUUGCCUUGUUUUUAAGUGGAGGAACAGGCCCAAGUGAUGCCCAACCAAAGGGCAGAGGGAGAUCAAAACAAGUUUAGCCUUCAAACAGAGCCCUUUAGUGCUAUAGAGUAGGGCUGGGGAGCCUCAGGCCUGGUGGCCAAACAUAGUCCUCCAAGCCUCUCUAUGUAGCCCUUGGGCCUCUCCCCAGACCAUACCCCCUUUCUCCAGCCCUGUUUUCCACCCUCCUUGAGUGCUUUUGCUUGCCUGGGAUGCAUUUUUGAACUCUGAUAAAGCCUGGGUGAAGAAUGGAGAGGGGUGUGAGUGUGUGUAGGAUGUUGCCUCCUUGUGCUGAAAAAGUUACCCACCCCUGCCAGAUAGCAAGGGUAUGGUGUUAGGAGGGCAGGGAAGAAGAAAUGGUGUCUGCAAAGGCCCUCUUGGAUGCUUGGAAAAGGUGCUUUGCUUAGCUAAUCAUCACAUGGCCAGUGACGUAAGUUCCACUGACUGCUUAAAUGUUGCCUGGUUCCUCUUUGAGAAAGAGAGAAGAGAAACUAAUACUGCUUUUGGAUACUUAGAAAAUGAUAUGUUUAAGCAUGAACAAUCUUUGUUUCUGGUGAAGGUUUUUUUGACAAUCAUCAUUUUGUGUUACCAUUUUAGGUGAAAAUAAAAUGACAGUUUCUGAAACGUGCAUCAGUGACCAGCUAGUCUUGUUAGAGAAAUGGACAGAUAAUCCAGACUACUUAAAACGCCAAGUUGGAUUCUGUGCCCAGUGGAGUUUAGACAAUCUAUGUAAGUAAGAAUUUAUCUGCGAGCUGGGGGCGUUGCUGGUGACAUGCUCUGCAUUCAAAGAUGCAAUGUUUUAUUUGGUAUUUAAGCAAACUUUGACUGCUAUGGUGUAAUGUAGCUUUCAGAAUCCGAAAGCGAAAACUUCCUUGAUAAAACCAGCAGUGUUAUGUGCAUGUACUGCUACUGAAUUCAGGUCACUUAACCCAGAGGCAGGAUAACUCAAAGGUGGAGAAAAUUUGGGAAAUGUCUUGGGGUAGCUGCCUAACCCUUUAGGGGACCUUUGAACACUCAGAGAACUGAUUCUUCCUGCACUUCACUGUGUAGCAGUUUUGUGCAUUUUAGCCUUGAGGUCAGACAAGUCUGUCAGAGCAAUUUUCACAGAGGGAGCUAAGUGAGGUGUACAAUUAUUAUGGGUGUAACUUGUCGUGACUUGCUGUGGAGAGUUUAUGGCCCCAAGCAAACAUCUGCCUUGCAUUGUCCUCCUUCCAGCAGGAAGUGCACUGGUGAAAACUUUGUUGCCCAGACAUUUUUUUAAUCAGUUUAAUUUAGCCAUCCCUAUAGAAAAGUAGUGGGAGACUGUGGCCCACUUCACAAGUUGACCUGAAUGUGCUGUUAUGCAACUCACCUUAAGCAUGUGGGUGGAAGUUGCACAGGCCACCGGGAGUGAUAUGGAAGCAUCCACAAGACAGCAGUAACCACAUUGCUGUGGGUAAUAUAUGAAGGAAAUCCAUGGUGAUUAUAGGCUUCUGCUUCUGCCACCAUUGUGUUCUCUUUGGGUUGCAACUUCCCUUGAGUCUAGUCUCUGGCAAAAGCUUGGUUGCUGUUCAAAGUCUAAAAAUAGGAAUGCCUUUAAGGGGGGAAAGUCCAUAAAAUUAAAAGGGUGGGCAUGGUUCGAGGAAACUGCCUUUCAGGCCAAAUUGGAUCCAGCCUAAUUUGGACCUUGCACCCAAACUUUCACAUGCCUGUACUAGAGGGUGGUCUGUCGGAUAGUCCCUUUAAUGAAGAAGAGGUACCGUAUUUUUCGUCCCAUAGGACGCACUUUUUCCCCUCCAAAAAUGAAGGGGAAAUGUGUGUGCGUCCUAUGGGGCGAAUGCAGGCUUUCGCUGAAGCCUGGAGAGCGAGAGGCAUCAGUGCGCACCGACCCCUCUCGCUCUCCAGGCUUCAGGAAGCUAUCCGCAAGCCUUGCAAGCCCGGUGGGAGUUCCCGCGGGCUCACAAGGCUUGCGGGCAGCAGCCUGCAGCCCCGGCGAGUGUCCGCAAGCCUUGCGCACCCGGCAGGAGGUCCCGCCGAGCGCGCGAGGCUUGGGGCGGCAGCCUGUCGCCCGAAGCACGGGGAGCCCUCCGGAGGGCUCCCCGUGCUUCAGGCGAGUGUCUGCAAGCCUUGCGCGCCCAGCAGGAGGUCCCGCCGAGCGUGCGAGGCUUGGGGCGGUAGCCUGCAGCCCGAAGCACGCGGAGCCCUCCGGAGGGUGCCCCGUGCUUCUUGCAGGUGUGCACAAGGCUUGGGGCGGCAGCCGCGGCGGGGGGGGGGAUAAUUUUUUUUAUUCAUUUCCCCCCCCAAAAAAACGAGGUGCGUCCUAUGGGCCGGUGCGCCCUAUAGAACGAAAAAUACGGUACAUAAUUUUCCACAGUUCCCAGUUCCUGCCCAUCACCCCUCCUCAGUGUUCUGAGAAUUUCAAUAUUCCAUCUUUGACAAGUGUAACAAAAAUUCCAUUUAAUGAAUGAAAUAUAGUGACAAUUUAAUUUAUUAUUUGUAUAAAUUUAACUUUAUUCUAACUGGUAAAGUAUCUAAUGUGUUCCCUGAUUGGGGACUUCCUUCUUGGUCAAAUUCCAGACCAUUUGAUCAAAUUGGUUAACUAACGCUCUGCAGUAAGAGUCGUAUCAGGUGAGCAGGUACAUUUGAUUGCCAGGUCCAUGUUUUGCAAUAUUAGGACUUCUACUACAGUUACAACUUCUAAAUAUGUAUUUUUGCAGUUUUGAAAGAAGGCAGGCAGUUUACAUACGAGAAAGUUGACUUGACCAACAUAAAUGCCAUGCUGAAUAGUAACGAUGUCAGUGAAUACCUUAAGAUUUCACCACGUGGGUUGGAGGUAAGUUUUGGUACUUAAUUCCAUCAUAUUUUUAUGUCUUCUACAUUUCCCCAAACAGUAAGAAGUUUCAGAAUAGCACUAUUUGGGUUUCAUUUCCCUUUGGAAGAGAGGACACUAGAGGCUUCACUCUCUUUGAGAUAAUAAUAUAGGCCGUAAGUCAAACCAAGCCAUUUUUAUAUGUUUUGGUUUUUUUAAUAAACCCAGCUGAAAUAGCAGAAAGAGAGGAAGUUUAGCAAGAGGUUUUAAUCAAUGAUUAAUAAGGUUGUGACAUCAAAGGGGAUACAGUAAGACUUACAAAUCCUGUUUCAGAAUGUAGCUAUUGGUGAUCCUUGUGAACUUAUUAAAAUGGACUACAAAGCCUGCAUUCAGGAUCUGGAAUAUACAUAUCACAACUCUGUAUCUCUUGCUAUCAAUUUGGGAAAUAAUUACUGGUUUGCAUUAUUUGCAAAUAUGCAAACAAAGCAUAAGGGAAGGCAAGCAGGAGCCCCUCCUGCAAGGCAGCAUUGGAUUCCCAGAGAGUCAUGUGCAUAGCACACUCAAGGCUCCACCUGACUUUGUAGCAGACUCCAGACAUAAAUUCUCAGUGGUCUGUGUUUGCAGAACAAAACAACAAAACAAAACAAAAGCAAGCCUUUUUCAGACCACACCUGCAGGGCACUUAGUCUCACAUCUUCACAUCUGCGGGUGAGUUACCUAUUCAGUAUUAAGUGUAGAAUUGGUUUCUUCUGAAAUAUGAGCCUGUUGCCUCAAAAUGGAGCUGAGAACUUACAAGGAUUUAAAUUCCUCCUGCUAGGGCCAGGUAGCUGUUGUCUUUUGGAAGGCAAGCAUUUAUUUAUUUUUCUUUUGGUUUGUUCAUUAGGCCCGAUGUGAUGCGUCGUCUUUUGAAAGCGUUCGGUGUACUUUCUGUGUGGAUUCUGGAGUUUGGUACUAUGAAGUCACAGCCAUUACUUCCGGGGUGAUGCAGAUAGGAUGGGCUACCAAAGACAGCAAAUUCCUCAAUCAUGUAAGUGCCACUUUCUGCCAUAGGAACCUACUCAUUAAGUUGGAUCGGCCUUGGAGUCUCUUUUCUGGGUGCCUGUCACCUCUGGAAAAGAGGCAGAUGGGAGCCAGAUAGAAGGCCUUCACUGGGGCACUAAACUUGUGGAACCAACCUGCUUGGAGAUGUUAACCUGGUUCCAACACUGACAUCUUUGCAGAAGCCAUGUGAAGAUUCUGAUUUUUCUUGCAACUUUUGGUUUAAAUGGGCCCUCCAGAUGUUUUCGGCUGCAGCUCCCAUCAGCCCCAAUCAGCACAGGUUGGCAAAAGUUGCAGUUUACAAUUACAGGGAAGGUGUUUCACUGAAGUAAAAAUGUUGUAUAGGGUUAGAUGCAAAUACCUUGAUAUGGUGGGGAGAGUUGGCGUUGCUGCAGAAGGAGGUAGAUGAGAGCCCCUCUUCACCUUCCCUAGCAGCACAACUGUACAUUUAACUGUAUUUUAGUUAUCGGUUAUUGCACAGCACUUUGAUGCCAAAAUGUGCACUGGUGUUUGGUGCAAUGACUGGUGCAGAUGGGAAUUUCUUAACCUUAAGCAAGAGAGCCAGAAUAUCCCACCUGUUUGCAUGCCCCCUCCUCUUCUCUCCUGCACAAAUCCAGCAUAAAUUCAGUUGUAGCAUUGCAUUUGCACCAAAUUUAGCUUUUGUCUAGGUUUUAAAGGUGAUUUUGCAAUUUCAGAAAGUGUCAGGGAGCUAUACACAACCAGGAAGCCAUAGCCUAUGGAUCUUUCCCCUUCUGGAAUUCACCCAGGGUAUGAUCACACAGCAGGAAGCAACUCUUGAGAGAAGCCCUGAGUCUGUACUUGCAAGAGGGCAUAAAUGUGCCCAGUGUAGUCCAACAGUGGGCCACAUAUUCCAACCUGCAUUCAGAUCUCACCCUUGUUAAGAAAGAACAUAUUGAUACCCCCCCAUGUGCCCAUAGUUAGCAAAAUGGUUGAGAAGCUUUAAAAACAAGAUUCCCACAAGUAUUGUCAUGUCUCAAGAAAAUAAAUGCUGUAUUUUAUCUUCCCUGAAGGAAGGUUACGGUAUCGGGGACGAUGAGUACUCCUGUGCAUACGAUGGCUGCCGGCAGCUGAUCUGGUAUAAUGCCAGAAGUAAACCACAUUCCCACCCGUGCUGGAAGGAAGGUACUCCACCCAUCUUGUUGCAGUUGUUGCUGUUGUCGUCUUCAUUUGCUGGGAAAUUGUUCUAGCACUCCCCAGAGGGGAGCAAAGCUGCCAAUUUAGUAGCCUAGAAUCCCUUCUACCCUGUCUCCUACCAUUGUAGGUCACUGUAAGUGAAGAGUCAUUUUCAUCCCUUCGCAGCAGUCUUCUGAGGGCCACAUGCCAUUGGUGGGUGGGACCAGAAGCAAAAGCGGGCAGAGCCUACCUUUGUGCAGUAGGCUAGCUUCUACACACACACUUCUCUCUGUCAUCCAUCCGGGCAGGCCAGAGUCCAAGGUUCACCAGAGUUCAAGGACACAUUCCAGCUAGGCAGAAACACUAGGAGAGCGUGGAACAAAGCCAGUGAGGGCCAUGGCCCAGGAAAAAGAAAAUAUGGCUGGCACACGUGUGUGGCCUGCAAAGAGUCCCAAUAGACAUGGAAGAGGGUCACAUUUGGGCCUCCUAGGCCUGAGGUCCCGUCUUCUGUCAGAUUGGAAAGGCUAGGCUGCAAACUUUUUUCAGUCCUCACUACAUGCAGGAAAGGUUUUGUAUGGGGGGAGCAUUCAACUGUCCAGUUCUCCACCUAUAACCAGAAGUGGUACAAUCUAGGAAAAGGCUUUUAUUGUUGGACUAGUUCUAAGUUGGGAUCCUUCCAUGCCACUGAAGGAGAAAAAGGUGUAGCCAGGAAAGGAUCUUGAUUGAAAUUGAAUUUUUGGACAAUGGAACAGAUGGCCCAGGGAUCCAAGGGGUCUCUUUCCCCAAGGGGUGAUUCUUUUGGGACAUGUCCGUACAUCAGCUUCCUGUGCUUUUAACUCAGUGCUUUAGUAGUAAACUAGAAGCACAGGAAGCCUUUCCUGGAAAAACCAAAUGUCCCCUCUUCAUUCAAAUGUCCCCACAGACCCCACACAGACAUUCUUAUUGCUGCUCUCACUGCCAGUCAUGCAGAUUGCACAUCCAGUAUUGAGAUCAACAUGCUAUCUGGGGUGAAGACUGCAGAGGAGCAGCAUGAUCUGUACAUGUAGGUGCCUGCACUGCAAACUCAAGGCACAACUGCAUUUUUCAGAGCAUAUUUACAACGUUUACUUUUGUUUCUGAUGCGCAUCCAGUCCCUGGGGUCAAUGUUUUAAUGUGCUUCUGUUCAUCUUGAUCUUCUCUGCAUUAUGUGGAAUCUAUGUAGCAUCAAUUCAUCCUUCAUUUGGGAAAAGAGGAGCACAAAGUUUCCUUCUAGUUACAAACUCUUACCUAGCUUCCUAAUUACUUAAAUUUGAGAAAAUGCUGAAGAUGACUCUGAGCAGGCGUAACGCUGGCUCCCUGCAAAAUGCUAUUUGUAAAUCAGGAGUCAGCCUCCGGAACAUAUUUAUUUUUUAUUUCAUAAAAUGUUCACAAAACAAAAACUCAAAAGUAGUUUACAAAAAUAUUUUUUUAAAACCCAGUAACAAUUUGCAACAAUAGUUUAAAACUUACAAAAAGUUCAAUGUCUGCUUCUUUUCCCUCUUGUGUGAAUUUUCCCCUCUACAGCUUUAACCAUAGUUUAGAACAGGGGUCAGCAAACUUUUUCAGCAGGGGGCCGAUCCACUGUCCCUCAGACCUUGUGGGGGGCUGGAUUAUAUUUUGGAGAAAAAAUGAACGAAUUCUUAUGCCCCACAAAUAUCCCAGAAAUGCAUUUUAAAUAAAAGCACACAUACUACUCGUGUAAAAACACACUGAUUCCCAGACUGUCCACAGGCCGGAUUUAGAAAGCAGUUGGGCCGGAUCUGGCCCCCGGGCCUUAGUUUGCCUACCCAUGGUUUAGAGUUACAGGUGUUAUAACCCUACUUGGUGCUAACCAGAGUUCUCUUCUUAACCAUGGUUUGAAGACAGUUUACCAGCCCUGGUUAAGAUUGAGCCUGGUUUUUUUAACCAUUGUUAUUGUAAACUGUAAACCAUAGUUAAAGCUAUUGAGGGAAGCAACAUGGGAUUCAUGUCAGUGAGAAGCCUCCAUUCCCAAAGUUGGUUUUCAGUUUGCAAACCACAGUGUGCAGAAAUCAGUGCUAUAGCCUCAUCAGGCCUUUGAAUACUUGCUGCAAGGUUUCAAGUUUAAAGACAACAUAAAGGAGGAGAGGAGGCAUUUAAACAGAGGUUGGAUGGUCCUCUGUCAGGGAUUCUUUAGCUGUGAUUCCUGCAUUGCAGGCAGUUGCAUUAGAUGACCCUUGGUGUACCUUCUAACUCUACAAUUAUAUGAAAAGGGGGACUGGUAUAAGUUUACUCACAUGCAGUGGUUGUUCCCACCCACUGCAUAUACCAAGUCACUAUUGUGGGGUGGGUUGUUAAACAGAUCUCCAACAACCCUGUGUUUUUUCUUAUAUAUGACUUCAGGUGAUACAAUAGGAUUUUUGCUGGACCUACAAGACAAGAAAAUGAUCUUUUAUUUAAAUGGGAACCAGCUUCCUGCUGAGAAGCAAGUCUUUUCUUCUGCUGUGUAAGUAUGUGGCCCUUGUGAAAGCAGUGAAAAAUUAAUAGCAAGUUUUAAGAUCCAGAUAACAAUAAAAUUAAGUCUAAAAGGCCAGGGGGACAUAAAACCACACUUGCCAGAUGCCAUAAGAACAACAGAAUAGGGUUCCAGAUGGACCUCUUUGUAGAGAGCAUUCCAUAAGUGAGGUGCCACCAUUGAGAAGACUUUCUCUCUGGGAGGCGCCUGCCUCACCUAAGAUAUGGGGUACCUGGGUAAGGCCCUCAAUAGAACAUAUAGGUUAGAUACAGAGACAGGUGGCUCUUCAUAUACCCUGGUAUUAAGCCAUAAACAGCUUUAAAGGUCAAAGCCAACAUGUUGACUCGACGACUGGAUGCCAGUUCAACUGGUGCAACACCUGUAUAAUAGUUGUCACUAGAACUUAGCAUUUAUGUAUUGCAUUUAUAUCCCACCUUUCCUCUAAGGAGCUUGUAGUGGCUUACACACGCCUCCCACUCUCCAUUUUAUCAUCACAACAACUCUGAGGUAGGUUAGGCUGAGACAGAGUGGCUGACUCAAGGUCGCCCAGUGGGCUUCAUGGCUGAGUAGAAUAUGAAAACUAGUCAAUCACAUCCUAGUCUAGUACUCUAACCACUACACUACUCUGGCUCCAGCAUUGUUUCCAAAAAGUCUUCAAAGGGAGCACUGCAAGCAAUGGGUUACAGUAGUCUUAAAUUGUAGAUUGUCAGAGCAUGGAUUAUGGAUGCUUUGCUAUCUCUGUCCAGGUACAGCAGGCCCACCAGCCUAAGCUGAUAAAAGCCACUCGGUGCCACAGGAGCAAACUCGUGGAUCUCAAGCAACCUCCCCAAGCUGUCUAACCCUGUUGCUUCAGGGGGAGCACAGUCCUGUAUAUUACAAGAUGAACAUUGCUCCCCUGAUUUGAUAUGAUUUGAUAAUAGACCAUUUGAAACUAUUCCUCUUCCCAUCCCCCAAGCAUGUAGAACUGCUAUAACCUUGGAGAAUGCCCACAAACAUUCUAAUUGCUCAGGAGGAAUGUGUUGACAAAUCUGCAGCGGUGGGUUGACCAUGCUGGAGACUAGAGUAAAACGCAGAAGCUGGAUAGUUGAAAGAGUAGGGACAGCGUGAGCAGUGUGGUCAUAAGCAGAGUUGUUAUGUAAAGAGGUUUGAGAGGCAAAUUACUCAGCGGACAAAGAAGUGGGAAUCUGAGUGAGCAAAGAGUGGAAUUCAGGCUGGGUAUUGGAAGCAGGCAGGGAAUAGAUAUGCAAGGGGCCUGUUUGAAGCUGCAUGUUAAGGAUCUAAGCAAACCUGGGAAGGGGGCAGUCUUCGGUCUGCAACCCAUCUACUUGGGCUAGCCAGCCCUUCCUAUCCCUAACUAGAAAACAAGCCAUGACUUGUAGUAAAGACAGCAUGGUGUAGGGGUUAGUGUGUUGGACUAGGAUCUUGGAGACAAGGCUUCAAAUCCCCACUUGGCCAUGAAGCUCACUGGGUGACCUUGGACCAAUCCGUUCUGCACACCUGGAUGAUUCUACAAGUCAUGGGUAUUUCUCAGUGUAAUACAAAGUGCCACCGUGUGUCGGAUGCUUUGCAUGGUGGUGCUCUAAUAUUAUUCUCCCUUGAUUUUGCAGGUCUGGCUUCUUCCCUGCAGCUAGUUUCAUGUCUUAUCAACAGUGUGAGUUCAACUUUGGAGCAAAACCUUUCAAAUAUCCACCAUCAGCUAAAUUUAGCACCUUUAAUGACUAUGCCUUCUUGACAGCAGAAGAGAAAAUCAUUUUACCAAGGUAAUAUUUUCUACUUGUCAGUGCAUGGAACUGAAGGCCGAGAUUACAGUCUUGUUCUUUGUAGGUUUUGACCCAUCUGGAUAUGAUAAAUAAAGGACAUCCUGUGAAGUUUUAUCAAAAGCCUGUAGUUUCACACACUGCAGCCUUUCACAAUGGAAGAACCACUUAACCUCGGGACUGUUUUGUGUGUUGAUUGUAGAAAAUGCAGCUUGAAAAUGUAAUGUGGGAAAUGCUGGAUACCUGUCAUUCUGAGAGUUGUAUCUAAGGCAAACUUAAGGUAAAGGUACCCCUGCCCGUACGGGCCAGUCGUGUCCGACUCUAGGGUUGUGCACCCAUCUCACUUAAGAGGCCGGGGGCCAGCGCUGUCUGGAGACACCUCCGGGUCACGUGGCCAGCGUGACGAAGCUGCUCUGGUGAGCCAGCACCAGCGCAGCACACGGAAACGCCGUUUACCUUUCCGCUAUAAAGCGGUACCUAUUUAUCUACUUGCACUUAGGUGUGCUUUCGAACUGCUAGGUGGGCAGGAGCUGGGACCGAACGACAGGAGCUCACCCCGCCGUGGGAAUUCGAACCGCCGACCAUGCGAUCGGCAAGCCCUAGGCACUGAGGUUUUACCCACAGCGCCACCCGCAUCCCAAACUUAGGUGCAAACUUAGGUGCAGAUUAUUCCAUGAGAAUGAAUCAUGUAAACAAAAGCCAACUUUCAUAGAUUAGAUUAGUUCUGUGCUAUUUAUCCAGUUUCUGUGAUUCAGGUUUUUGACUAACAUCUGAAGUUUUGUUGAUUGGUUUAUUAGGGGAACGAGAGAAAGGCUAGUUGGGAGGGGGAGCUUUCCAUAUUCUGCCUAGACCCUCCCCAACUAUAAGGGGUAACAACUUCUUCCAGUGGUGGUAGCUUUAAACAAGAAGUUUAGAUCUUCAAGAUGCCCGAUUUCAUGCUUAGUAUCAAAUCUGUGUACUUGUUUGAUAAACUAGUGGAUAUGCAGAGCAUUAAUUCUGCAGUGGCCUUAGUUAACAGAACUGAAUAAAUUGUUAAUUGAAUUUGUUUUUGUUGUUUUUGUUUCCAUUGCUGCACAUACUAAUUCAUAGAUAUUAAACUGAGAUUCAUUGUCGUGUAAGGUGAUCAUGUCCAUAGUCAAAUACAUUUGAUAUGAGCAGGAUCCCUUGAAACUGUUUCUUUGAACUGAAUCCUGCUGAUUUUUCCUCUUCAGACAUAGACGACUGGCCUUGCUAAAACAAGUGAGCAUUCGAGAGAAUUGCUGCACUCUUUGCUGCGAUGAAAUAGCAGACACAGAACUCAGGCCAUGUGGUCACAGGUAUGGUGGAUAAUUAUUCCUUUUAUUUAUCAUGGUUUUGUAGCUUCCCCUGACUUACAUGCCCUAGUAUGAUAAGCUGUAAUUGGUCUUGGAGGGAUUAUUUAUUUAUUUAUUAAAUUUGUAUACUGCCCUUCAUCCAAGGUAUACAGGGUGGUUCACAACAUAAAAAUUUAAAAAUUUAAAAUGAGAAAAUAUACAAUAAAACAAAAACCAAUAAACGCCCCCUCUCACAAACACAUUUAAAAGACUAUACAGGAUAUAUAUUCUAAAAGGUGGAUUAAAAAUACUAUUAUUAAUUAUUCAUAACAUUAUUAUUAUUAUUAUUAUUAUUAUUAUUAUUAUUGAUUUUCUAUUUUGUAAAGCUUUGCAAUCCAGGUUAGACCUGGUCUGCAUAUGUAGUAGGAUGAGGUGGUAGAAGGGAUUCUGCCAGUUCAGGCUGCAGGUGAGGAAUGUCACUUUUGUUUUUUCUUCAUCAUCAAGAGGGGAAGCCUGCAAAGAACAACAAGCACAGCAAGGAGGAGAUGUUCCAGAUCAGCCUGUUUCUUGCUGUACUAGGUUUCUACUAGCAGGGAUUUUGUUGCUGCUGCUGCUGCUGCUAUACCUGCAGUAUGAUGUGGUACUGUCCACGCUUCUCCCUUAAGAUUCUACUACCCACCUUAUUCCCCCACUGCUUCAUGUGUACAUAAACCCUAUAAGUCUUGAGGCAACAAAGAAGAUGGAUUUUACUGCUUAGAAUAUGUGCAUUGUCUCUGUACUAUUAACUGUCCACAACAAAAUUAGCAUUGGCAAAUCAUGUGAGUUGUGACACACCCACCUGCCCAUUCGGUGUUCCCAUGGAGAAUUACAUGACAUAAGUUGCAUCCAUGCUCAGAGUAGUCCCAUGAAAUAAAUAGGCACAACUAGCUUUGGUCCAUUAUUUUCAGUUGGUCUACCUGGAUUAAAAGCUAUUUGGAUACAGCUCCAUUCCCACAACAAAAAUGAAUGGAUUUGUUUGUUUGUUUGUUUUUAAAAAAGAGCAAAGACAUUUCUGUUGUUCCUGAUGAAGAGUUCUGUGUAACUUAAAUGUUUGCAUACUAUUGCCUGGACAGAAGUUGCCCUAGUAACCCAUCUUAUAUCGUUGUCCUUCUUUUAGUGACUUGUGCAUGGAGUGUGCCUUGCAACUAGAGACCUGCCCUUUGUGUCGACAAGAAAUACAGACUCGGGUCCGACAGAUCGCUCACAUUUCAUGACACGUGGGGAACUGUAUCUCGUGAACUUCCCUCUGAUCCAUUCCAUUCAGCGCUAGAAGGGAGAAAGGCAGCUCUGACCGAGCCACACACAAGCUGAGAGCCCCAACUGUGGCCCACUUUCACGCUGAACAGUAGACGGAAACCUGUUAAGUCGCCCUGCUGCCUCAGAGCUGUGGAAUGUUCUUUUAGCAGAAAUGAAAGUUGGCGGUGAGACUUGAGCUACCUGUUGGUUUGUCUCCUACCAAGGUGGCUGGAGAGUCUGCCUCUUAAGUUUGUCCCCUGUCCACUCUUCCCAUUUCCUUUCUUCCGCUGCUCCUUCCACUUGCCCAUCACAUGUCAGCAGUUUUGCACUGGAAACAUAAGGCUCAUAAUCUCCUCUAAUGGGGGCAUAUCUGUCUUCUAAAGCCUUUAUUUCAGCAGCCGUCACACAUUUAAAAACAACACCAAUAUUUCUUGGUCAAUGUAGCUUCCUGCUGGUCAGAGACCCUCUGUAUUUUGGACUGUUGACCUGAAAAUGUUCAGACUUGAAUUCUACAUGAAGAAACUGAUUUGUAAAGGAGGUGUUGAGAUUCUAGAAGAAUCCAAUUUUUUUUUGAUAACUCUGUGAUUCCAAAGAACAUUGAUUCUUCCACUACCACCACCUUAUUUUUAAACUGCAGAAAACUGCAUUUUCAUUCAUAGUGUUUCUAGUUCCUUCAAUUUCAGUACCUACAUUGUUGUCAAAAAAGAAGUGAUUUUUCAGGAGGGAUUCUUAUAACUACAGUGCCAGACUGGAGAUAGCUUGUUAUUCUGGGUAUUUUAAAAGGUACCAUUGAUUUCUCUCUCUCUCUCUUUUUAAAUUCAGUAUUUGUUCUUGCAAGUUCUGUACGUUUUGAAAGUAUUGAGCUAUAGAACUCAAGAUCUGGAAAGAAAAUGUGGAGAAACUCUUGUUAAUAUUGUUUUGAAAGAAAUACAUGUUGUUUGAAUAGCAAGUCAGCCUAGGUUGACUAAACUACCAUUUCAUUUACAUAGGCUCUAACAAACUUAGUCUGCCAAGCUCAUGCCUAUCCACUUGGCAAAACAUGUGGGAAGGAGGGACACACAGUGCAACUUCUAGGGUUGCACAAACCCAUAUCAAAAAGCUCAUGGGGCAAUGUGCAUAUUGUGCCUCUGUGCAAGUGCAGAAAAUUCACUGAAAUCAGCUGUGUGAGAAUCUCAGCCUUAAAAGAAAGUAAGUUUCUAGUUAUGGUUGCAAGGUACCUUUGGAAGGAUAUGUGAAUAAUGUCUGUUGAAUUCUUAAGAUGUUUAGACAUUGUUGAAUCACAUUUCCAGUGGUUCAGGAUGGGGCUUCAGUUUCCCGUCUUAAUUUAUAGAGUGCUGAAUCCAGCUUUUCUUGAUUCAUUAAAAACAAAAAGCAGUUGCAACAAUUAUUUAUUUUAUUAAAAUUUCCUACCCGCUUUUCUUUAUAAAGGAGUUCCAAAGCUGGGUACAAUACCAAUGAAUAAAACCAUAAACUGGGAUAGCUCAGUUGGUCAAGCUUGAGACUCUUCUCAGGGCUGUGGGUUUGAGCCCCACGUUGAGCAAAAGAUUCCUGCAUUGCAGGGGGUCGGACUAGAUGACCCUCAUGGUCCCUUCUAGCUCUACAGUUCUUUGCUCAAACAAACAAUAAAACAGUAACGUCAGCUGAGAGCACAUAGACAGUUUAAUAAUACCUGUUUACAAAGUGUAGCAACACAGAUAAUCCAAAACCUGGGUGAACAGUAGAUCUUCAGUAGUCACUGAAAGCUGACAACUCAGUGCCGGGCAAGUCCACAUAGUCUUAUCCAUGGCCCUGCCCAGUUUUCAAUUAGUAAUUUGUACCCCUAAAUAUGUUUCUUUAGAAAGGAACCUUCAGUUGAACUUUCAGCUAAUAGACUGGGGUCCUUGCAAGUGGUUCUGUCUUCUCAGAUGGGUUUUGGUCUUUCACCUUCCUGAACUGAAACCCUUCUCAUUAGGUAUCAAAAUACUAUUGAACCUGCAAGGAGUUUUAAAAGCUAUGACAGGAAAUGCCAAGUUCUGAUCUGUAUUUUCCUGAUGGACCAUGAUCAUGAGGUGAGGAAGCGUAAUUUCCUGAGCCCUGUGGAAGAUUGAGUUCACCUUAGGCAAGAAGUCAGGGUUGGGUCAUAGGACCAUAUUGCCCAGGUGGCAGAUAGAGAGUUCCUUCCAGACCAAGAGGACCCUGAGUUUCCCCACUUUUGUUGCUGAGCUCCCGGCAGUAGAUGGAGUGCAGUGGUUUGAAGGGUGAGGCCACAACAGCCUUGAAAACGAGGAUAAGUUCAGCUCUGGAACCCAGGCGAAAGAUGAGCAGAGCCUCUUGGAGGAAACAUGCAACCUUUGAGCCUGCAAGGAGCCUCCAUGUGCUGCCAAUAACACUACCCAGAAUGGUGCCUGCUGCUUGAGUGUGCUGGGGGCCAGGCCCUGGUCUAGCCCGUAGGAAUUCAAGAACACUGGGUGCACAUGCAUCAGCAGAGUGGACUUGCUCUUGCAUCAACUUGUUGAAGACUUUCUAUGGCAUCUUGUAAAUUUGAUUGGUGGAGACCCUUUGAGAGGCAAGGAUAGUCUGUUUCACCCAGGGAAGAGCCACGCUUAGCAAUUCAGCAUCUGCUUUGCAUUUAGAGGGUUCCAGGGUCAAUCCCUGGCAUAUCAAGGUACGGCUGGAAGAGACACCUGCCUGAAACCUGGGGAGCCGCCACCACUCAGUGUAGACAAUACUGAGUUAGAGGGACCAAUGGUUUGGCCUGGUGUAAGGCAGCUUCUUAUGUACCUUACCCAAGUACCCCCCAUGUCUUGGCAUGUGCCACUCGGCAUCCAGAUCCAGCAUUUUCAUCUCCAUAUUAAUCCAGGAAAGUACCUCCAGGUGUAUUGGGGGGGGCUGUUGCCCAUGAUAACCCUUCAUUGGGCUACCGGCCUGACAGGCUUUGUUUGGACUGAUGUCCCUGAUUCAAGACCACUCUCCUUAACCCCUGCCCAAGCCCUCUGUUCUCCCUCUUCCCACAUUCCUAGCAGGAUGCAAAAUGGUGCCAUUUCAGAAUCACUGCCUCCAACAUGGUUCCUGCAUAGUUACCCUCAUAGUCAUCCUUGGAAGAGGAGAUAAGAUGGUUGUACAAAGUUCAGGGCUUUAGAAUCUGGUCUCACCUGAAAGGGCGAGGAAGGUGUAUGAAUCUUCUAGUGGCCUCUUUCCCCAACACCGUGGAUCAUUCACCACAUCUUAUGGCUGUGCAUCUUCUGCUGGCUUACUGGGGCUUGGGACCAUAAGCCUGCAAAGUAUUCUACUGCUUUGUGUUUGAGGAUGUGUUGCUGCCUUUCGCUCUUCUUGUCAAGCAAAGAUGCUGAGUUAUGUAUAGGCAGUUCCUUAGGUGGGUGACAAUUCCCUUCUGUACCAGACAAGCUGUACCUCCCACCCAGGGGUUUAUUAGGUUGGCUGUAGUCAAAGGUGGCAGGCUGGGGGGGGGGGUGUUAUGCACAAAAAUCAGAGGUCUCCACUCUACCUAAGAGCUUGCCUGCUCCCUGGGCUGCUCCUCCACUCCCCUGGGCAGCCAGGCAAGGUGCAGAGGCUCCUCUGGGUGCCUUGGUGGAGUAAUUCAGUUGCUGGUGUGGGGCAUCACGGCAGCCCUGUGGGACCCUCUUCCCAGUCACCCUGUGACAUUAUUAGACACAAAGCAAAAUUUGAGUUUCUUGUCCAUUGUCUCGCUGGCUUCAGAGGCACUGAUACAGCCGCUUGCCAAGGACACAAAGGACAGGGGGCACCGAUACAGCUCCUUGCCACUUGCCCUGGCUAUGGUCUUGGUGCCUAAACAGCCCCCCAUUCCAAGAAGAGUAGAGUUGGGCAGUGCCCCUUGAACAAUGGGUGUGUAGGGGGCUGCUGGGCUGAGGGUGGGUCAGAAAAUCUUCCUUCUGUGUGAUCUUAAAUAAACUUGUUAAUUCAUUUUGA
Messenger RNA from Podarcis lilfordi (Lilford's wall lizard), 38368 nucleotides. The record is from the annotation of a GenBank genome assembly. NCBI's taxonomy places the organism in Eukaryota, Metazoa, Chordata, Lepidosauria, Squamata, Lacertidae.